This is a messenger RNA of Aspergillus homomorphus CBS 101889, 3601 nucleotides long. RefSeq names its product GTPase-activating protein. The record is from RefSeq and is a predicted model, not a curated record. Bases 96 to 3482 code for a protein of 1128 amino acids. The transcript is spliced from 3 exons. NCBI's taxonomy places the organism in Eukaryota, Fungi, Ascomycota, Eurotiomycetes, Eurotiales, Aspergillaceae.
AACUCUGGCCUCCGGCGCGUUCGGAGACGUUUCCUUUCUCUUUCUUGAUUCACUAUCACCUCACGGAGCCUGUGUCGCUCUCCACUGACAGAAGGAUGCAGUGGACGUCAUUCGUUCAGAAGGCCCAGUCUUUCAUCGACCCGGCCAAUUUCACCCUACCAACGCUCACUUCCUCCGAUCGCAACCCGUCGAAGGCCUCCUUGUUUCGCCAACAAUUCCGACUGCCCGACUCUCAGAACCCACUCCAGGAGAUCACAGCGGAACUGAUCCUUCCUCUCCCCCACAUAUCCCCCUCCGGGGAUGGUCCUCGAAAUCUCGACCACGCCGGCAACCGAUAUGCCGGGCGACUCCACCUCAGUGAGCGGUUUCUCUGCUUCUCCACCCAGGCCACAAGUUUCGCUCCUUCCUCCAGUCUUCCGGCCUCAACACAUUGGGCCGGACAAACCAAUGGGACAGGCCCAUCUGGCAAUGGGUUCACCAUCCCGCUGUGCUGCAUCCGGCGCGUGGAGCGGCUGAACAGCCUCGGCCAUGUCUUUUCUCUCGCCUUGACGACUUGGAAUGGCGCGCUAGGCAAACAACAACCCCCGGGCUUCACCCCGCAGAGAUUCACCAUCCAGCUGGCUGGAAGCAGGCAGGCCUGCGAGCGGUUCUGCGACGGGCUGAAGAAGGGACUGCGGGAGGGCAUGAAGGAAAUCGAAAAUUUGCGCAUUAUCGUCAAUGACUGCUAUUCGGAGUACCUGCUUUCCGGCGCCAAGGGCAAGGCUUCAGAGGGCGAUGCCUCGGAAGUGCGGCAGCCGCCCGAUGCUGGGCUGGGGAUGAUCUUCCGCUAUCCCGGCGAUGCUCGCAAACUUCGAGACCGCAGUAAAAUGCGAUUGUGGGGGGAAUACUUUCGAGAAAAUGGUCGUAACGCGACUCUUAUCCGUCAGCCUACCUUCCACAAGUUGAUCCGAGUGGGUCUACCCAACCGCCUCCGCGGUGAAGUUUGGGAGGUCACUUCGGGUUCCUUAUACCUCCGGUUGCGGUCACCGAAACUAUACACGGAUACGUUGUCCAAGUUUUCGGGACAAGAGUCCCUGGCGAUCGAUGAGAUCGAGAAAGACUUGAACCGCAGUUUGCCGGAGUAUGCCGGCUUCCAGAGUGAAGAAGGUAUCGGGCGCCUGCGACGAGUCCUUACGGCCUACAGCUGGAUCAAUGCGGAAAUCGGAUAUUGUCAGGCGAUGAAUAUCGUGGUCGCGGCUCUUCUAAUAUACAUGUCCGAAGCUCAAGCUUUCUUUUUGCUCUCUGUACUCUGCGAUCGGCUGUUACCAGGCUACUACUCGACCACCAUGUACGGUACCUUGCUCGACCAGAAAGUCUUCGAGUCUCUGGUCGAAAAGACUAUGCCUGUGCUCUGGGAACAUUUGACCAAAUCCGACGUUCAACUCUCUGUGGUCUCUCUUCCUUGGUUCCUGUCGCUUUAUAUCAACUCAAUGCCUCUGGUGUUCGCUUUCCGUGUCUUGGACGUCUUCUUUCUGGAGGGACCCAAGGUUCUGUUCCAGGUCGGUCUGGCUAUUCUUCGGAUCAACGGCGAGGAACUUUUGGAUAUCCAGGAUGAUGGGUCUUUCAUCUCUGUUCUCAAGUCGUAUUUCUCCCGCCUGGAUGAGUCGGCCCAUCCAAGAUCUGAGAACCCCAAGCUCCGCGCGAUAACCAGAUUUCAGGAGCUGAUGGUCGUCGCCUUCAAGGAGUUCUCUCAAAUCACCCACCAGACAAUCAUCGAGCAACGAGAAAAGCACAAAGACGCUGUGCUGGAGAACAUCGAAAGUUUCGCCAAACGCACUUCCAUCCGCAAUCUGGGUCCGGACAGCAAGAAGCUCAGCAUGGACGACCUUGGUGCCAUCUAUGACCGUUACUACGAAGUCCUGUAUGACAACCAACAAAGGCAGAAGCUGAUGGAGGAAGAGAGAAGACGUCAGGAAAAGAAACGAGUCGAAAGAACUUCCAUUCUCGGGCCUCCCGUUGAUCGAGAGGUUGGCCGUGUCGGUCUCGGUCCUAGUCCGACCCAUAUGGAUUAUGAUGCUUUCCGAGAGUUCCUGGCUGUCACGGCGAAGUGGGCAGUUUCGGACUCGCCGCGUAAGGAUUCAAGUAGCGAGCAGGGCUCCAACAGCUUCCGAGGCUGGGGCAAGGCAGCGUCGUGGAACAACAAGAAUCAACCCACCGAUCACGAGUUCAUGCAACGGCUGUACCGGAAAUGGGCGACUGAUCCCGAAGAAGGUAUUAGCUUGCAGAACGUUGUCAACGGUCUUGCUCGGUUGAAGGGCCCGCGUGACAUCAUGAAUAACAUCCAGUAUUUCUUUGAUCUAUACGACGAUGAGGGAAACGGCACGGUCGAUAGAGAAGGCAUUCUCCGCAUGUCUGAGGCCCUUCUAUUCCUCUCGAGACGCGGCUUUGAAGGCACCAUUACGCCUACGCAGUCGGUCGACGAUCUCCGAGCGAUCGAUCGAGCCCGCUACGAAGAUAAGCUGAGCACCGAUGAAAGAUUCCUGGGGAGCGUCAGUUCCUUCAUCCGGCGUUGUUUCGAGUAUGCCGACCCCAGUAAUCCCGGGAGCAAGGCAGCAGCAGAGGCCCAGCAGGAUGCCGAUGAGGCUGCGGACAAACUGGGGUCUUUCAGCAUCGGUGAUGACGAGGAGGAGGACCUGAUCGAUGUGGAUAGCGAUACCAAGUCCGAUCAUUCAGCGGUAAUGGAAAAGCCCUCUCAACUCGAUCCGGGAGAAAAGCACGACCCAGAACAGAACCGUACCAUUUCUGAGAGCGCCAAUCCGGCCCUUGACCCCAACAAUCCUCUACACAUCACUCUUCCCACGUUCCGCAUGGUCAUUCUAGCUGACGAGCUCUUGGAACAAUUUUUCGACUCCUAUUUUCCCCAGUCAUUUCACCUGUCGGACCAUGGCUCAUACGCAGCGACCGCCACCUCCCUUUCGUCGAAUCUCACGACCUUCUCCAACAUCAACGCUCCCAAGCCCCUGAGUAGUACCAUGUCCGCUCCCUCUGUUGGAGGCGCAUCAGGUGGUAUCGUGCCUCCCGGGCGAGGUCUCCGCGGCGUUCUGGACAAUAUUGUGUCGGAUGGAAUCCGCAUGGCCGCCGAAGUCAAGAAGCGCAUGGACGAAGCUCAGCGCGAACUGGAACGAAACGCCCUCGGCCGGGGCGAGGAGGAGGACGAGGAAGACGAAGAGGAGUACGAUGGCCGCAGCGGUCCUACUUCGGCCCCGACCAUCGUCGGGGGCAUAUCCAGCUGGGGCGCGGGCGCAUACGGCGCCGACCCGGACCGCCGUAGCGUCCGGGACGCUGAUCGGGAUCUUCUCGAGGGCGCCGAAGUUGUCAGCAUGCGCGGCAAAGACGAAGCCUCUCUUCUUGACGAUAAGGACGGCCACCCAGCCAACGCCCCUGCAGAAGCCGCAGCACCGGUCCCCGACAACGUGGUCAGCAAAGUUGAAUUUGAAUCAUAGGAAAUAGAUCUCAUCUGAGCUUUCAUACCCGCUCAGUCAUCACCAUUCUUAUCCUAACCUGUCUUGUCUCCACCCAGCUAAUCUAAUCUACAUACCCUUUCGGCUCUCACAUCAUCUUU